AUGGAGAAUAUUAAAAGAGGAAAACUCAAGCUCAAGAAUGGCAGUAACCUCAAGGUCGUAUCUAAGCACAGGAAGAACAAGAAGAAGAUGAUGAAACAUCAAGAGAUAGAAGAAGAAAAGCGCUAUCAUGAAGACAAGAGCGACGAUGUGGACGUGGAUGAAAUGACCCCAGCACAACGCCGACAUGCUGAACACCAGAAGAAAAGAGAGCAAGAGGAUAUAAAAAAGCUAGCGUCAAAGACGUACAGAGAGCGCAUUGAAGAGCUCAAUCAGCACCUCGGGAGUCUCACAGAACAUCACGAUGUGCCUCGUGUAUCAGCUGCUGGCAAUGGUUAA
Messenger RNA from Peronospora belbahrii, 336 nucleotides. The record is from the annotation of a GenBank genome assembly. Lineage: Eukaryota; Oomycota; Peronosporomycetes; Peronosporales; Peronosporaceae.